This is a messenger RNA of Vanessa atalanta (red admiral), 1824 nucleotides long. RefSeq names its product alpha-tocopherol transfer protein-like. Gene Ontology annotation, molecular function: phosphatidylinositol bisphosphate binding. The record is from RefSeq and is a predicted model, not a curated record. Lineage: Eukaryota; Metazoa; Arthropoda; Insecta; Lepidoptera; Nymphalidae. The transcript has 6 exons. The coding region runs from base 165 to 1091 and encodes 308 amino acids. Gene Ontology annotation, cellular component: membrane.
CAUAAUUGUUGAUGUAGGUUCUGCAUUGUGAACAUUUUGUGUUUGUUGCGUAUGUCCGGUGGAAAUAAUAUGGGAAUGUACGUACGUUUGCGACGCACUGCGCCGGAGUGCUUCGGAGAGUUCAGACGUGAAACGCGAUCGACGCUUGUGUUAAAUUCAGCACAAUGCCAUCUCCAGACUACAAUGUGGAUUUGGACCUCGGGGAGCCCCCACCGGAAUUGCAGGAGUACGCUCGUCUACAGUGUGGCGAAGACCCUAACUCGCGACUACAAAACAUUUACGAACUUAGAGAAAUGAUAUAUGAGCGAGGCGAAUGCACUCCGCAUCGUAUGGACGAUGAAUUCUUGUUAAGAUUUCUACGAGCUCGCAACUUUAUCCCACAAAGAGCGCAUCGACUGAUGGUGAAUUAUUACCAGUUUAAAGAGGACAAUCCGGAGUUAUUUGAAAAUGUUUACCCCUUAGAUCUUAGAAGGAUAGGAGAUGCAAAUGUCAUAGCUGUGCCUCCCUAUCGUGACCAAACAGGACGAAGGUUACUUCUCUAUAGAAUUGGUUGUUGGGAUCCUAAAACGGUUGCAGUUGACGAUAUUUUUAAAGCCACAAUAUUUGCGCUUGAACUUGGAAUGCUAGAGCAACGCACUCAGAUACUGGGAGGGGUGGCGUUGUUCGACUUGGAGGAUUUGAGCACACAACAUGCCUGGCAAAUCACUCCUACAGUAGCGAGUAAAAUCGUCAAACUUCUAGUGUCAAGCUUUCCUGCAACGACUCACGCCAUACAUGUGAUCAACCACUCGUGGAUAUUCGACACGAUGUACAAUAUAUUCAAGCCGCUGUUAACAUCCGAGAUGCGUUCCAGGAUCUAUUUCCACGGUUAUGACGUCACAUCUCUUCAUAAACAUAUUCUUCCUAAUUACUUACCAGAAAGAUAUGGAGGCAUCUGGCCCGAUUACCCGUACACGAUUUGGCUUGAAUCGUUAAAGAAAAAUUAUGAUGUCGCUAAAGAAGUUUUAGCGUGUGGAUAUAAGUUUCGGGAGGAAGAAAUUUGUCCCGAAGUAGUAAGACGGCUCAAACAGGAAGGCAUAAAGUUAUCUUAAAUGUGGGACAAAUUACGUGACUGCCAUCAUUUUACGCAGUUUCGCUCCAAUGUAAAAAAUAUAUAAUAAUAAAAUUAUUUUUAUGUUAAGUCUGAAUUAGGCGACCUGUUUUGGCUUUGUUAUUUAAAUAAGAAUUAUAAGGUAUUAUUAUUUUAACUUUUACUCUUUAAAAUAUUGUUUUUGUUCUUAUUUUAUUGCUUAGGGACUUUUUUAAAUUCAUUCUAUUGAUAUUAACGAAGACGCCAAUUUCAAAAGUCAAUCAAUAAGUACCGAAUAAUUUACCGUUGUAUGACUUCACCAAUAAAUUCACUUCAUUCAGUAAAUCGAUUACGACUGAUGUUUAGUCCUAAUCGAUUUAUUGAAUUUAUAAAAUAAGAAACAAAUUAAAGUGUAGUCCUUAGAUAAUAUAAAUAUUUUAUUAUAAAUUAAUUUCCAUUUUGUAAGAUUAUAAUAUUUUAAGAUUCGUCAAAAACCUGUGAUACAUUGUAUGCAUCGUUGGGAUCAGCUUGCAUUUUAAGUUAACAAGUAAAUGAAAAACAAAACUAAUGUUUAUCCAUAUGACUCAUCGUCCUUUAUAUUGAUCACAAUCUAAGCUUGUCCUUGUGUAUGCAGUCAUUUGUUUAUAAUUUAGAUUAAUUUGUAAGCAAUAGUUACAAAUUAAGAGAUAAGAUUAAUCUGAAAACGCAUUAUUAUUGUAACAACUCUACUCGAUAAUAAAAACUUAAGUAAUUAA